AUGACGAUGCAAGACCCGAUUUCUGAUUUGUUGACCCGCAUCCGCAAUGCGCAGAUGGCUGGCCAUAAAAACGUUGAGAUGCCUAACUCCAAAAUCAAGCGCAGCAUUUUAAAAGUGCUGUUGGAUGAAGGUUUUAUCGAUGGUUUUACCGCAGACGAAGAAGUGAAGUCUGCUUUGAACGUAGACCUGCGCUACCACAAUGGUUCUCCGGUAAUCGAAGAGAUCAAGCGUGUCAGCCGACCAGGUUUGCGGAUCUACAAAGAGAGCAGCGAGAUUCCCUCGGUACGAGGUGGAUUGGGUGUGGCUAUUGUCAGCACCAAUAAAGGUGUCAUGACAGAUAAGCGUGCUCGCGCAGCCGGCGUCGGCGGUGAAGUUUUGUGCACGGCGUUGUCCGUGAAAGGCUCCAAAGGCGAAAUGAACUUUGGUGUGCACAAUGCAGUGAUCAUUAACCAGGGCGACGGUGAGCUCACAUUUGCGGCGCGUAAUGGCGACACUGGUUCACGUGCGAUGGCAGGCACCAUGCGUGCGGUUGUGCAGAAUAUGGUCACAGGCGUCUCCACUGGGUUUGAACGCCGUCUUGAAUUGCAGGGCGUCGGUUAUCGUGCACAAGCACAGGGUAAUACGUUGACGUUGCAGCUGGGUUUUUCUCACCCUGUUGUAUACGAGUUGCCGAAGGGCAUUGAGGCGCAAACGCCUAGUCAAACAGAGAUCGUCAUCUCCGGUAUAGACAAGCAGCAAGUCGGGCAGGUUUGUGCAGAAAUACGCUCAUUCCGUCCGCCUGAGCCCUACAAGGGUAAAGGCGUGCGCUAUCAGGGUGAGUAUGUUCGCCGUAAAGUGUUAUCCGCAGACGGCGGCACAGUGAUUGCUCAAGCGUCUACUUUAGAAAAGACGCUGCGUGAUGGCGCCACCGGGAAUACGGAUGCUGCGGCAAAGGUAGGGGCAUUGGUUGCCGAUCGUGCAAAACAGGCGGGCGUAACUGCGGUUGCGUUUGAUCGAUCCGGGUACAAGUACCAUGGGCGUAUAAAAGCGCUGGCGGAUGCCGCCCGCGAAGCUGAAGAAGGCCUGGUUGAAAAACUGGUCCAGGUGAAUCGAGUAGCCAAAGUGGUUAAAGGCGGACGCAUAUUCGGUUUCACCGCGCUCACUGUCGUGGGUGAUGGUAACGGCCGGGUUGGUUUCGGUCGUGGUAAGGCGCGAGAAGUACCUCUGGCGAUUCAGAAAGCUAUGGAAUCCGCACGUCGAAAUAUGAUCGAUAUAGACCUGAACGGUACAACUCUGUGGUAUCCGUUAGUAGGUCGUCAUGGUGCUUCAAAAGUCUAUAUGCAGCCUGCAUCAGAAGGUACAGGCGUGAUUGCGGGCGGCACUAUGCGCGCGCUUUUAGAAGCCGUUGGAAUUCAAAACGUAUUAGCCAAGUGCUAUGGAUCAACGAAUCCGGUAAACGUGAUCAAUGCAACAUUCAAAGCGUUGCAGAAUAUGCGUUCUCCCCAGGAUAUCGCGGCCAAGCGUGGCAAGCCCGUAGAAGAUGUCGUCGCUUAG
Messenger RNA from Symbiodinium pilosum, 1533 nucleotides. The record is from the annotation of a GenBank genome assembly. Lineage: Eukaryota; Dinophyceae; Suessiales; Symbiodiniaceae.